ACGAGAAUUAAGUCCAUGGAUCUUAUGAGGAUCCGACCCGCACAAGGACGGUCGACAGGCUGCCGUCAAGACAGAAACUGGAAUGGAGACCAUAAGAAUGGGGGGAGGAAGGAGGAGGAGAGGAGCAGGAAAACGCAUCAAUAUCUGCAUCUGAGAACACCGGCACCGACCAACCACCGGACCGCUUGGCCCCCUGUGUCCGCCGCCACGAUGCCUUCUCAGAAGAUCGAAUCCGGUCACCAGGACAUCGUCCACGACAUCGCAAUGGAUUACUACGGCAAGCGGCUCGCCACGGCCUCCUCCGACACAACCAUCAAGAUCGUCGGCGUCUCCUCCUCUUCUGCCUCAGGUCAGCCUCUCGCCACCCUCUCCGGCCACCAGGGCUCCGUGUGGCAGGUCUCCUGGGCGCACCCCAAGUUCGGCUCCGUCCUGGCUUCUUGCUCAUACGAUGGCCGGGUCAUCGUCUGGAGGGAAGAUCCCGCCUCUCCCAACCAGUGGACUCAAGCCCAUGUCUUCUCCGAUCACUCCUCAUCGGUUAACUCCGUCUCAUGGGCUCCCCACGAAUUGGGGCUCUGCCUCGCCUGCGGAUCCUCGGAUGGCUCCAUCACCAUCCACACCGCUCGGUCCGACGGCGGCUGGGACACCGCCCGCAUCGACCAGGCCCACCCGGUAGGCGUCACGGCCGUCUCCUGGGCUCCCGCCACAGCCCCCGGCUCCCUUGUCAGCAAUUCACCCUCCGACGCCGUUCAGAAGCUUGCUUCUGGGGGGUGCGACAACACCGUGAAGGUGUGGAAGCUCCAGAACGGGGUGUGGAAGAUGGACUGCUUUCCAGCGCUGCAGAAGCACUCCGAUUGGGUUAGGGACGUCGCCUGGGCGCCCAAUCUGGGGCUACCAAAGUCGACGAUCGCCAGCGCGUCGCAGGAUGGAACGGUGGUCGUCUGGACGGUGGGGAAGGAAGGGGAUCAAUGGGAAGGGAAGGUGAUGAACGACUUCAAAGCGCCCGUGUGGAGGUUGUCGUGGUCGCUCACCGGCAACAUCCUCGCCGUCGCCGACGGUAAGAAUGAGGUCACUCUCUGGAAGGAGGUCGUUGAUGGAGAGUGGCAGCAGGUCACUACCGUCGAUCCUGCUGCGUGACGGUCGAUCUUCUUGCUUUUUCCCUCUUCAUUGGUUGUGUCUGCUCCAUCUCAUACUUCCUUCUGUUUUAAGUAGCAGUUUUCUUCGAUUUUGCACAGAUAGGAACGAAAUGUGUUAUGUGACUUUAUUUGUUCUCCAGGUUUUUUUUUUUUGUUUAUCUUUGAGGAAUGAGGACAAAUUUUUUUGGUAUUUGAUGAAUUCACUGCAUAAAUUAGCUAGUGGUGGUUUGAUUGUCAA
Molecule: messenger RNA, 1371 nt
Organism: Nymphaea colorata (pocket water lily)
Lineage: Eukaryota; Viridiplantae; Streptophyta; Magnoliopsida; Nymphaeales; Nymphaeaceae
Product: protein transport protein SEC13 homolog B-like
Exons: 1
Coding region: 16-1134 (372 amino acids)
Biological process (GO): COPII-coated vesicle budding; protein import into nucleus
Cellular component (GO): COPII vesicle coat; nuclear pore outer ring
Molecular function (GO): structural molecule activity; protein binding
Source: RefSeq, a predicted model, not a curated record